AUGGCAAUGGUGGCGUCCGCCGCACGUCCCCCCCGCCAUCGCCGUCUCCGAGAGGACACCGAUGCCUUCCGUCUUAUUCUUUGCCGAGGCCACCGACAACCCAUAUCUCGACUCUUUCUCCCCUCUGCCUCCCGCCGUAAUAUCGAAAAAGGUACCGAACAAAUCCUUGUCAUACCUAUAAUGAUUCACGCCCAAAGCGAGCACGCCUCAAGUGCCGCCACUGCUGCCAAUGGCUACCCCGCGAAACCCUACCUUUCCGAGUCACCUCCCCGCUCCCUUCACGAUGUUUGCCUCGAGCUCCGAGGAAAGGUCGAUGCUUUCCUAGCCGAAGAACCGAAGUCGAAUCUGUUACGGAAUGUUCAGGAUCAGCUGCGUGUGUCAAUGGGGGUUGUGGACGAGGCGUUAGGGAAAUACAGCUUGGAACAAAUCUCUCUUUCUUAUAAUGGAGGCAAAGACUGUCUCGUACUCCUAAUUAUGCUCCUGGCCUGCCUCGCGCGACGUUUUCCCUCGUCUUCCCAAGCCUCCAACACGAACGGCUCGAACGGUUCUAACGGUUCCGACAACGAUACAAACUUCCCCAAAGAGUUCCAAGCCGUCUACAUCGUAUCAAAGCACCCAUUUGCCGAGGUGGACGAUUUUGUUGCCUCGUCCAGCACGUUAUACCAUCUCGAUGUGAAGCGCUACGCAAUGUCCAUGAAGCAAGGGUUGGAAGCGUACCUAGGAGACCGACCGAGUGUGAAGGCGAUUUUCGUAGGGACGAGGAGGACAGACCCGCAUGGCGAAAAGUUGACUCACUUCGAUCCUACGGACUCUGGAUGGCCAGAAUUUAUGCGGGUGCAUCCAGUAAUUGAUUGGCACUAUGCCGAAAUUUGGGCCGUAAGUGUCCCCUCGAGCUUGUGGAAGGAGUAA
Messenger RNA from Colletotrichum truncatum, 909 nucleotides. The record is from RefSeq and is a predicted model, not a curated record. Lineage: Eukaryota; Fungi; Ascomycota; Sordariomycetes; Glomerellales; Glomerellaceae.